AGUCACACCCUGAGCUUCCUGUACAACUGCAUGGGGCUUUUCCUUUUUUUCUCCUCUCAGCAACUUUGCUGGGCUUGUUUAGCUAUUGCCUGGCUCUGACCUUCCCGUGAAUCGCCUGCUUCACUGCGUUCCCUGCCACGGGUACCCUGUGAGGCCAGCCUUUGGCUUUGGCGCCUUUGGUGCAGCUUGGGGGGAGGCGUGCUGCAGCUUUGAGAUAACUCAUUGUGGGGACCUGGUACAGUAGCCUAAAGGCUGCUCUCGGGGGGCAGCAAAACAUGCCUUAUGGCUCGGUGGGGCAUGCAAAGCCCCAGCAGCUCCCCUGAGAGGGAAGAUCAGAGGGUGCUCUGCUCGGGAGGCUUGGGGUUUGCAAGCAAAAUGACAGCAGAAAGAGCACAAUGUACAGGAAAGGCCACACCUGAUACAGUGCAGCCACGGAGCCGGAAGCACAGAGGAGAUGGAGUGAUACAGAAAGAAAAAGAGAGCACGAGAGAAGCCAAGUCGAAGAGGAAGAAGGUCAAACCCAUCCCUGGCUGCCUUUAGACUGGAACACGCUGAGGUCCCGUAUACCUUCAGCGCUUCCCGGGGAGCAUCCCCUGCACCCGCGCUUGCAGGCCUGGUGCGAAACAGGAGUCAAAGCGAAGUGGGGAGAGAGCAGCUGACAGCAUCCUAGCCACCAAAUGCCCUCCACAAUGACAGUGGCAGCGGUUUUGAUGCUCCUGCCUGUUGUGAUAUGGUAUCUUCAAACCCUCCUGGAAAGCCCACAGAUGAAAAGCGAGUUAGUGAUGGACAUGAUGCCCGACGCUUUUGACGACCAGUACAUUGAGUGCACUGAGGAAAUGGAAGAAAUUGCACCAGCCCUGAUGGAGAGAGAGAUGAAAAUAUCCAAGAUACUGAAAACCACCUGGGAGAAAACAGAAAGCAAAUGGAAAAAAGUGAAGAGAAAGAAAACUGUGUAUGCUACUCUCCCCAGCGACUUUAAGGAAGAGCAUGGGAGAGCGAUCAUAGCCUACACGGACAAUGAAUUUCACAAAGAGUUUAAUGAGGCUGUGAGGACCUCUGGUGCCUCUCCAGUGGCCUACAACACCAGUUUCCAUUUCAAAGCCUUUCAUUACUACCUGACAAGAGCUUUACAGCUCCUGAGAGAGGAGUGUGAGGUGAUGUACAGCAUGCCGGUGUACAGGGGCAUUCGUGAUGUUAUAUUUCAGAGCAGUGGUUCUGGUCCCAUCAGGUUUGGACACUUUGCCUCUUCCUCGUUGGAAAAAGACAUAGCUGAGGCAUUUGGGGGCGAUUCCUUCUUCACCAUCCACACCUGCUUCGGGGUUAAUAUUGUGCGCUUCUCGCAUUAUAAGGAAGAGGAGGAAGUGCUCAUCCCCACCCAUGAGAUAUUCAGUGUGGAUGCAGGAGACAGGAACAACAGCUUUAUCCUCCGAAGUACCAGCUGGACCUGCAGCCACUUCAACUGUGCCUACCUGGGGUAUGAGAAGAAAGCAGAAUGUAUUCACCGCUUUGGUCCUCAUACGGCCCCCAGCACUGGAACAUCUGGGCAACAUCAGCACCAGCACUCCGAUGAACAUCUGGCACGAGACUCGCAUAGCCCCCCUCAGGACACCAAGAGGAAAACUGUUAUGUCCAGGGAGCUCUAGACCUAUUUCAUUUCUGCGCCAUACACUUACACGGUGGGAACUUCUCAUACCCAACCAGUGAACAAGCCAGCACUGAUCGCAGAACCAGCUGGCUGCUGCUCCAGGUGGUCAUGAGCCAGGCAGGCAUUCAAUUUGAUGCAACCUGUUGAAGUUGGCUACCAAAGAGACUUAAUCAUGAGUGUUGAUCUCUUAGCUGCCGGUGGCGCAGUUAAUCACCAUCGCCGCCUUGCAGCGGAGGGUGGUGAUGAACUAGCACUUCACGAAGAUGACCCAGAUCCCAUUGGAGAAGGGAAAGUUCAUCACAAAACUUGGAUGGAUGCUUUUCGGAGGGCUGUCUGCCUGCCAGCCAGGCAACGCACACUAGUCAGCGCAUUUCAUCUCAGGAACCGAGCUGUGAAGCGUGGCCGCAUCGGCCGCUGGAGUCAAAGAUGACAGUGUGCAGACCCAGCAGGCCUGAAUAUUACUUUGGAUCAGGCUCUUGCCUUCAAAACACAUGCUGAGAAGGUCCAAGCAAAGGUGAAUGCUUGUAUCCAGCUUUGCUUAAGAUAACCACAUUGAGGUGGUGAGUAAACCUGUCUACACGGUAAUAACUCACCAGGACUUUGCUGCUCUUCUGCUGACUCAGCUGGUGCAAUACAGAAACGAGCUUUACCAGCACCAGAGCUGGAUCCAGAGCGAAAUACUGGCUUUUCAUAUGUCACUGUGCGACGAAUAGGAUUUCUUUUUGCCAGAGCCCGCCAAGGGUUCACAUGGCAACUCGUCCAAUCGUUUAAUAGUAAUCCCUAAUACUAUUACAGGUUUCCUCCCCAUAACGCAGCCUGGCAAGUGGCUCUUUAGACGUUGCAGUGGUAACCUUUGGGUGUUACCAGGCCUGCUCAAGCAGGGAUGCAAGCUGCGGUGUCUGUCCUCCCAGAUCACUGCAUGCUAACACCCCCGCCUUUGUUUGUGCAUUACUUUUCUAACUUCCUUGUCCCAAAUUGUCCAACCCCCCGGCACUGUGCCAAGCACAUUUCUGAUAAGGAAACUGUUGUGCCUUGCUUACCUAGCACACCGGUGGCAGCACUCACAUCUCCUGGUGCCAUCCUCUGUUCAGUUUUAUUGCUUAGUUUCUGCAAAGCCUGGACUAUGGCUAAGAGCCUUAGCACAACUCAAUUUGCCCACGACACUUCCCUCCUUAUUCCCGGAAAUACGGUGGCAUCAGGCAGAUGUUGGCUAACCUCUUGCAUGAGACUCAAGGCCUGGGGGGUUGCAAUAUUGCAUUUGACAUGUACCACAGAACCUGUCUGGCUUUUCAGGUGGCAUAAGUACGACUAAGGGACCUUUUUUCUCACGUGCUGGCCAGUUGAUAGUAAAUAAAUCCUUCAGUAAUUCAGACUGCAACAGGCAGAGCUGCCUUUCAAUCUGUCACGGCUACCCAGGUAACACCACACCAGUGCCGAGCCAAAUUUAGCUUUGUUUUUAACCAUCUUUUAAACACUGAGGUCCAAGGUUUAGGGAACCAUCAACUCUGCAGGUUCUUGUUUUUCUUUUUUAAAAUAACAGGCUAAUGCAGCUUUCUACACAAAUCCUUGUAUGUUGGUGUUAUAAAUAGCAUUUAAAUAUCAAUGGGAUUCUUUUAAUAGCCUUGAAAACAUUUAAUCAAGUUGUUUGCUAAAAAUACACACCCUACCUUUUAAUAGAUGCCAUUUUGCUAAACAAGUGGCAUCUACAACUUGAGGCUUUCAUAUGAAUUGCUGCCCUUCAUUUCAAAUAUUAGGACAACUUUCCAGUCCAAACUGGACCAAAGUGUCCUGGUCUGGGAUCCACACACAAAUUCAGUUUUUAGAGGGGGAAUUACCAACAGUUUUUAUCACAUCCGUGAGAUUCAUAUGCAUUUAAACUCUCAACAACUUAAAUAAACCAACCAAACCAAACAACACAAAACAGACAAGAUAAUUUUUUGUUGUAGUAAUAAAGCUAUUGCUUAAGUGAGGAA
This is a messenger RNA of Gavialis gangeticus (Gharial), 3618 nucleotides long. RefSeq names its product ecto-ADP-ribosyltransferase 5-like. The transcript is spliced from 6 exons. The coding region runs from base 678 to 1643 and encodes 321 amino acids. Lineage: Eukaryota; Metazoa; Chordata; Crocodylia; Gavialidae. The record is from RefSeq and is a predicted model, not a curated record. Gene Ontology annotation, molecular function: NAD+ poly-ADP-ribosyltransferase activity; NAD+-protein-arginine ADP-ribosyltransferase activity.